Molecule: messenger RNA, 3180 nt
Organism: Synchiropus splendidus (mandarinfish)
Lineage: Eukaryota; Metazoa; Chordata; Actinopteri; Syngnathiformes; Callionymidae
Product: protocadherin gamma-C5-like
Exons: 1
Coding region: 296-2794 (832 amino acids)
Biological process (GO): homophilic cell-cell adhesion
Cellular component (GO): plasma membrane
Molecular function (GO): calcium ion binding
Source: RefSeq, a predicted model, not a curated record
UUGGCGUGUUUCAUGAUUGAGCCGUGUGGAAAAGGCAGCUGCGCCUUUAAAUGCACGGCUCACCCUGCUCUGAUUGGAUUUGUGGCUGAAUGUUGAGCCAAUGAAAGCUCGAGUUGUACAAAGAGAUCUCCUCGCUCCUCUGCAGCCUCAGCAGCAUUAACACUCCCACCAGAAUGUGAGACGCGCGAUGGCGUCAGCGUCAAUAACGUCUCCUUAUCGUUCGGUUAUUUCUUGAUAGUGGAAAAAGAAGACGUUUUCGUGGAGAUGGAUGAUGGAUAUUUUCUGACAUAUCUUGAUGUCAGUCUCUGCUAACGGACCGAGGAUGACAAAGGGAGGUGGAUUUAUUGUCUGGCGAUGGAAGGCGCUUUGGUGGCAUCAUUUCUUCCUCUUGUGGACUUCAAUAGAUGGACAGACUCGCUACAGCAUUCUUGAGGAACUCUCGCCGGGUUCUGUCAUUGCAAAUAUUGCCAAGGAUCUGGGUUUGGGGGUGUCCGAGGUCGCGGAGCGUAAGUUACGCGUGGCCGCCGAUGCCGGGGAGCAGUAUUUCAGCGUGGACGUGGGGAAGGGAGAGCUGCUGGUGAAAGACAGGAUCGACAGAGAGGCUCUGUGCGGACAAAGCAGCAGCUGCGUCCUUCCUCUGCAAGUAGUGGUAGAUAAACCGUUGCAGAUGCACCGAGUGCAGGUGGAAAUACAAGACAUAAAUGACAAUUCGCCAGUUUUCCCUUCAAAAGAUAUUAUUUUAAAUAUAUCCGAGUCAACCGCAGCGGGCGCUCGGUUCUCUUUAGAGGCCGCGCAAGAUCUAGAUUUCGGUGUAAAUUCAGUUAGAUCGUAUAGUUUAAGUAAGGAUGAUUUCUUCACUCUGAAAGUGAAAGAUUUAUCCGGCGGGCGUAAAGUGCCCGAGCUGAUUCUGUCCAAAUCACUCGACAGGGAGAAAAAAGCGCGACAUCAGCUUCAACUCACGGCUCUAGACGGAGGAAACCCGGUCAAAUCCGGAACCGCUCGAAUAAUCAUAAACGUCUUUGACAUUAAUGAUAAUUUCCCUGUGUUUGACAAUCAUAUGUACAAGGUUUCCAUCAGUGAAAACAGCGCAAAAGGUUCGUCUAUUGUGACACUCGCAGCUAAAGACAUUGACGAGGGAAUGAAUGGCGAGGUAGAAUAUUUAUUCGGAACACACACACCGGAAUCCGUUUCGUCUGUCUUUAAUAUUGAUCCUAAAACAGGCGAAAUAAUUCUGGUGGGCAAGUUGGAUUUCGAAACAAACGCUGUUUAUGAAGUAGAUAUCACGGCUAAAGACAAAGGAACUCCGAGGAUGGAGGGUCACUGCACCGUCCACAUCGAAGUGUUAGAUGUGAACGACAACGCGCCUGACAUAUUUCUAACUUCUCCACCGAACCCUGUCCCAGAAAAUUCACCGAAAGGGACAGUAGUCGCGUUGAUAAACGUCAGAGACCUCGACUCGGGUGAGAACGGGAAAGUGAUGUUACAGCUCCCGAAAGGUUUACCUUUCGAUCUGAAACACUCGUUUUCCGACAGUUACACACUUGUUACCAGCGGAGGUCUCGACCGCGAGAAGGCCGCGCAUUAUGAUAUCGAAAUUACAGGAACUGAUUUAGGGAUUCCAGCUCUAUCCUCGAAAAAAAUAAUUAGUGUGAUCGUCACUGACGUGAAUGACAACCCUCCUGUGUUCUCUCAGUCCUCUUAUAACGUCUAUUUGAAAGAGAACGGAGUAGCAGGAUCUAUCCUGUUCUCAGUCUCUGCUUCUGACCUGGACUCUGGUGAGAACGCUAAAAUCUCUUACUCCAUUCUGGACUCCAAGGUUCAGGAGGUGUCAGUCUCAUCUUAUGUUUACAUCAACUCAGAUAACGGCAGCAUCUACAGCAUGCACUCGUUUGACUAUGAGAAGCUGAAGGUGUUUGAGAUUCAGGUCCAGGCAAAGGAUCAGGGCUCUCCGUCUCUCAGCAGCAACACCACCGUCCAUGUGUUCAUCCUGGACCAGAACGACAACGCCCCCUCUGUCAUUUACCCGUCCUCUGCUGCCCUGGGCUCCCUCUCUCAUCAGAGGAUGCCCCGCUCCGCUAAAGCCGGUCACCUGGUUACCAAGGUGACGGCCGUGGAUGCCGACUCGGGUCAUAACGCCUGGAUCUCCUACAAAGUGGCGGAGGCCACGGACGCCUCUCUGUUCACGGUCAACCAGUACACAGGGGAGGUGAGGACUAAACGCUCCGUGUCCGAGCACGACGACUCCUCUCAGAGACUCCUCAUAGAGAUCAGAGACGAUGGGGAACCGGUCCAGUCCGCCACCGUCACCGUGUCCAUCCUGCUGGAGGACGGGCUCCAUGAGCCCAUCUUGGACCUGAGACACAAAGUGUCCGAGCCCAGCAAGAAGAGCGACAGACUGGCCCUGUAUCUGAUCCUGUCUCUGGCCUCGGUGUCCGUGCUGUCGCUGGUGACUUUCCUCAUCUUAGCGGUCAAAUGCAUGAGGAGCAGCAGAAGCAGCGGCGCUUGCUGCAUGAGACGCUCAGACUGUGAGGAUUACAAGAACCCCAACAGAAACCUGCAGAUCCAGCUCAACACUGAUGGACCUAUCAAGUACGUGGAGGUCCUGGGAGGAGACAUGAUGUCUCAGAGUCAGUCCUUCAGGUCCUGCAUGUCUCCCAUGUCAGAGUACAGUGAUUUCACACUGAUCAAGCCCAGCAGCACCACUGACUUUAAGGAGGUGAUCAGUGUCCUGGAUGCUUCUUUACCGGACAGCACCUGGACCUUUGAGAGCCAGCAGGUGAGCAGAAAUAACUAGAUACUGUGACCCCCUGCACAUGAUAUGAAUGCCUCAAAGACCAGUAGUAUAAUCAUAACUGCCAUAUGCUAUUUGAAAUAUGACUGUAAGCUGCAACCAUGACAUUAUUUGGGGAUUGUCAGUCUAUGAAGGCCCACCAUGACUAACAUGAGAUUGCCUGCCUUACAUCGCACCACAGAGACAAAAGAACUUGAAGGUUCAUUCACUGUUGAUGAUCGAUGGUCAUCACACUGAUAGUCUGAUGAAUGGGAUGUCUAAUAACUAUCUUAAGAUAUGGACUUUUGAAAUUGACAUACAUUUGUUUUUUUACACUCAUCUAAGUAUUUGAUACUUACAUGUAUAAAAUGAAGUACAGUGGAACAAUGUGGUGCAUUUUCCACAAGACC